Messenger RNA from Phragmites australis (common reed), 1759 nucleotides. RefSeq names its product GDSL esterase/lipase At1g09390-like. The transcript is spliced from 5 exons. Bases 74 to 1336 code for a protein of 420 amino acids. The record is from RefSeq and is a predicted model, not a curated record. Gene Ontology annotation, molecular function: hydrolase activity, acting on ester bonds. Lineage: Eukaryota; Viridiplantae; Streptophyta; Magnoliopsida; Poales; Poaceae.
AUAUACUUUUCCACCGUCGUUGAGUCUUAGAGAGAAAUAUCCACCAAGAAGGCAAGAGCUCCAAGAGACCGCCAUGGCAGGCGGCACCAACGGGGCGAACGGCGGUGGUGGCGGGAAGGUGAUCAGCCUGCCGCUGCAGUACUUCUGCGUGCUGGCGGCGGCGGUGGUGGCCGUCAUGGUGCUGUCGUUGGCCUUCAUGUCGCCGGCGGCCAUGGUGGCAGUCCGCCAGAAUCUCGGCUCCGUGGCCGCCGCCGCGGGCAGCAACAGCAGUGGCGUGGACCCGGAGGCGCCCGCGCCACCGGCCGCCAGGCAGCAGCAGGAGCACCGGCCGCCGGUGGUGCUGUUCAACUUCGGCGACUCGAACUCGGACACGGGCGGCGUGGCGGCGGCCGGCGGCAUACGGAUCAUGCCGCCGGAGGGCCGCACCUACUUCCACCGCCCCACCGGCCGCCUCUCCGACGGCCGCGUCAUCGUCGACUUCAUCUGUGAGAGCCUGAACACGCGUGAACUGAAUCCAUACCUCAAGGGAAUUGGUUCAGACUACAGCAAUGGUGUCAACUUCGCCAUGGCUGGCUCCACAGUGACGCACGGUGUCUCUCCCUACUCCCUGAACGUCCAGAUCGACCAGUUCGUCUACUUCAAGCACAGAUCCCUUGAGCUCUUCAAACGAGGACUGAAAGGCCCGGUGAGCAAGGAGGGGUUUGAGAACGCUCUGUACAUGAUGGACAUUGGCCACAAUGACGUCUCUGCUAUCGCGCACACACCAUCUGAUAAGUGGGACAAGAAGUUCACAGAGAUCGUCGGCGAGAUCAGAAAUGCGAUCACGAUUUUGUACGAUAACGGCGCGAGGAAGUUCUGGAUACACGGCACUGGCGCCCUGGGCUGCCUGCCGGCGGUGGUGGUGCAGGAGAAGGGCGAGCAUGACGCGCAUGGCUGCCUCGCGAGCGUCAACCGGGCUGCGCGGGCGUUCAACAAGAAGCUGAGCAGCCUCUGCGACGACAUGCGGUUCCACCUGAAGAACGCCGCCAUCGUGUACACCGACAUGUUCGCCAUUAAGUACGACUUCGUUGCAAACCACACCAAAUACGGGAUUGAGUGGCCGUUCAUGGUGUGCUGCGGCAACGGCGGGCCUCCGUACAACUUCAACCCGGGGAAAUCUGGCUGCGGCGACCUAUGUGAGCCGGAAUCGAAGGUGAUCAGCUGGGAUGGCGUGCACUUCACAGAUUUCGGCAGUGGCCUUUCUGCCAAGCUUGCGAUGAGUGGUGAGUACUCCAAGCCCAGGGUGAAGCUGGCAAGCUUGGUCAAUGGCGGCUCCAAGAAAACGUCAGGUUCGUGAUGCCGAUCAGUGAGUCAUGAACUCCGGAUUCGUGGAUUGAUGGGUAAUGGUGAAGAUGAAUUCAGAGGAUGGCUGUUGUGGUUGAUGGAGGUGUUGCAGCUGAUUGUUUCUUGACAUCGAUUGACUCCUUGUACACAGAAGGCAAAGUAAAAGUUGGGUGUCUUUUUGGAUUUUGUGAUUCCGAGUAUAAAGAGUUUUGUACCUUACGUGCGUAUAUAGACAAUUUGUGGUCCUUACAAGCUCCCAAAGAUGAUGCAUCUUCUUUGUUUUAUUUUGAAAAAACGAAAGAUGUAAAGCACACACAAAAAUGAUGUAUGAUAGUUUCGUCUCUACCGCUGCAAAGGUGGACAUCAACUUUCAAACUGACAUGACUCUUGUUUCAGUUCGUCUUUUAUCAAGCAAUGAAGCAUGUUUGGCCUCUCA